Messenger RNA from Podarcis lilfordi (Lilford's wall lizard), 26338 nucleotides. Lineage: Eukaryota; Metazoa; Chordata; Lepidosauria; Squamata; Lacertidae. The record is from the annotation of a GenBank genome assembly.
GCCGCUCAUUCUCCCGUCAGGCGAGGUCUCGUGCGCGUGCGCAAGGAGAGCGAGCCAACUCUCUUUCUGAGAUGCAGCCCUUAGCCGGGGUGCGCGCGCACGCGCGAGGGAGAGGGCAGGGUAGGGUGUGUGUGCGAGCGCGCGUGCGCGCGCAACCGCUGGAGAAAGAGAGCCGAGCGCGCUCCCCUCCCGGCCUAGCGCUGGUGGUGGCGGUAGAGGGAACGAGCGAGCGAGCGAGCGCGGGGUCACUCGGCCGGCCGACUAUUUAACUCCCCCCACCCCCACCCCGCUUUCUCCCAAGGCUGGUUCUUCCUCCGUUUUAUUUUCGUGUGUGUGAGUGAGUGUCGUUUUGGCGGCCAUCGUCGAGAUAAGCCCGCCCGCCUCUUUUACUCCUUCUUUUAACCCCUUGUUUUUUUAAUUCCCUCCAUCCCCCCCCCCCCGUGCUCGCUUCGCCAGCUCAUAGCGCCCUCCUCACACGGUCCUCUCGCGGCCCGUCCGGGGGUGGGAGCCAGGCCGCGGCUCGCCGCCCAGCCCAGCGCCCACAGGUGAGGAGGCAAAGAGUGAGAGGGAAUGUGUGGUGUCGCCGCCGCCGCCUCAUGCCGGGCCCGAGCAGGCCUCGCCGCGGCCUAACGGGAGUCUGAGGAGAAGUGGCGGCGGCGGCUGGCCUGAGUGCGAGGGGGUGGGGGGAGUCCGGAGGAGGGGAGGCCCGCGGCUUGCCUCCUCGGAAGGAGGGUGGGUGGGCUGACUGGCUUGGUCGGAUUCCCAGGCCCCGCCGCGCGCAGGCCCCGCUCCGCCUCCCUCGCCUUCUUCCCUUUGUGGUGGAAGAGAGGGGCUGGCUGGGCGGCCGGCCGGCCGGCGUCGCCUGCUUGGCCUCGGAUGUCCUUUUGUGCUGGGUUCGGAGGGGAGGCAGGCCUCGGCGGCACCAGAAACAACAGCGUGGCUUCGGCGGUGGCCUCCUCGCAGCCCUCAGUCUCGUCUUCCACGGUCACCGCUUCAGUGGCGGGGAGGAGGAAGUGCGAGGGGGGGGGGGAGCGGCCCGUGCGGCGCGGCUUCCUCGGGAGCAAAGCCCUGCAGCUUUCACGAACCGGCGCUUACUCUUGAGGAAGUCUGACAGCCAUGGUGUAAUCGUGUUGCUAGUUAGGGAGCAAGCCCCGCUGCCUUCAGAUGUAGCGCUUGCUCCCGAGGAAGGCAGGCAGCCACAGUCUGUUGUUGCUGCUGCUGCUUGCUAAUGUUGCUAAUAAGGACUAAUAACUAAGUCGGACUGACGCCGAAAGGUCGUGCAAAGCCACGUGCAAAGUUUUCAGGUUCCCCAGAACUCUUCCUCAGUCAAGGUGUUAAAAGGAAACAAGUGGUAGUGGGUGAGAAAGGGGGAAGGGUGAGCCCAGUGAUGUUUGCUGCCCAAAACUUGUGUGCAAUUUGUAACGGUCUUUAAGGUGGAAUGCACGUGGUGGCUAGAUAGAUGUAAUGAUAUUAGCUACACUUGCCACCGUACAAGAUGGCAGCAUGCACGGGGGGAGGGGUGGAGGGUACUUGGGACAAAAGAAGCAAUGAAGGUGGUUCCCCAUUUUUGGGUGUUUGGAAAUACACAUUUCACUUACUGGGUUGUGUCUGUAGAGCACACUGGUUCUUUGGUGUGUGGGGAGAAAGCAAGAAGAAAGAGAAACAGGUUAAUUGUGGAUUGGAACAUUAAAUGAUGAGUGUGACACUGGAGGGUUAAGCUGCACUUUCUCUCUUACCUUUCUUUCUAGUUUUCAAAACUUAUUGGGAGCUGAUCACAUCUCUCCACCCCCACUUCCCUGAUCCCCAGAUGUUUGACAUCCCUUAUAUGGACAAUUCCUGACAUCAAAUAAAAUUGGCAGGGAUGCUGAUCCCCUUUCCUUUCUAACAAAAAUGCAAGAUCUGCUGUACAAGUGUUUACUUAAAACUGCCAUUAUAUCCUGUAUGCCUUACUCUCCAGUAAGUGUGAUUAGGAUGCAGCCCAAUAUCAUAAUCCACUGUGUUCAAAGUAACUCCCAUUGUUUUCAGUAGGACUUAGUCCCAGCUAAGCAUGCAUAGGAUUGUAGCCCUAGUUGUAAUUGCUGCUGAACUUUCUGAUCUCCCUACCUCUCCUUACCAAUUUAUUACACCAGAGAUCUUAAGAGGUAGGGACAUUCCUCAUCUUGUAUCUACAUCUCAGUUGAUCUGUUUAUUGCACACUUAUUUUCCCUGUUUAAAUUCCUAGUUUGUGAUAUGUUUCUGCUUGUUUGUCUCCGCCCUUUUUUUGUUCUACAAUGCAUCACCAUGCAUUGUUUUAUGUACAUAAUGAUAUGUUAUUACUUUACCUGUGUAGAGUGAAGGCAUUACAUAAAAUACGGAAAGGGCUGUUUCUGUUUAGUGUACAUUUUUUACUGCAGAAGUGGUUCCUGUUCUUGUGUAGUGUGGGGAAGUUCAAGACUGGUUUUGAACUGUGGAAACUUGAUAAAUUAGGCGCAAUGUGACCUUAGAGAAACUGUGUGCAAGUGGUAAAGAUAGGAGUAUGGAAAUAUAUAACACAUCUUGCCACUUUCAAUUUCAUGUUGUUGUUUUUUUUAAAUCUUUAAUACAUGUAUCAUUAAAAUUGCCUGUGUAGGCUUCCUAGUUGUAUACUAGGGGUUGGCAACCUAAGGCCCAUGGGCUGGUAGCGGCCCACGGGGCUCGUCUAUCCGGCCCAUGGUGCUGCCUGCUCUUACUGGCGCGGCAUGGGGACCGACUUCCGGGUUGAUGGUGCCUGUGCGCACACGGUAUUUCCAGCGCACAUCCGGGUCGGAGGAGCGCUGGAAAUAGUGUGUGCGCACAGGGUCUCCUCCGACCCGGAAGAGCACGCGUGCGUGCACACACACUCCGGCCCAUCUGACAGACAGAGUGUGGACCGGCCCAUCGUUCGGUAAGCUUGCUGACCCGUGAUGUAUACAGAUAAAUAUGGUAUUUUCCAGAAUAAAGAAUAAAAUCAUUAUUUGCUUUAAUCAUAUAUGACAGAAGUGGACAAUUGUGUAAUAACACUCUUUAAAAAUGCAAGGUUCUAUGCUGUUUGUGGGUUUGUUUUUUACAUGUUUGAGCCAUGACCUAGUUCUUCAUGUUCUCCCUAUAGAUGCUGUAUGCUUACUUUUAAAUCACUGCUUUUUCGAGUACGGAAUAGUUGAUUUGGUAUUGUGACAUCAACCUUGCAUGAUCACUUGCUUCAUGAAGUUAAAUAACAGUUGGAAAAGCAGAAAGCAUUGGACCACCUGUGUAUAAGCAGACUUCUUGUGAAAUAGCUAAAUAAUAUUAAACAUUCAUGUAGUGUAAUUCACCUGUUCAAAACACCUGGCACAUUAUUUGAUAAUCCUUAAUAUAACAUUGCAGGAUAGUAUAGUCCCAAUAUUAUUAUCUCCAUAUGGGUCUGAAGCUAUGAGAUAGUGGUUUGCCCAGGGCCACUUUUUAAUUCCAUGGCAGAGGUCAGAUUUGAACCUGGGUCUCUGAUUCUUAGUUACUGAACUAAACUAGUCCUCUGUAAUUAUAGCUUGGAUUUGUGAGGGUCAUUGUGAUGAAAGGGUUGAUGAUUUCUUAAAUUUAGUAUAAAAAAAGGUUCUAGAGAAAGAUAGAUAAGUUUGGAUGAUCACUAAGCAAAUAAGGACUCUGCAUACAUUACAACAAUUUUAAUUGCUUCUUUUUCUGUGUCUGAAUUUUCCCCCAUCUCUUAAUUGGGUUUAAAGAAGACUGACAUAUUGUUCCUUUCCUGUGUUGAAAUAAUCAUUAUCUAAGAAAAUAGGAAUUUGUCAUCAUGUGUGAAACGGCGCUGUGAGUAAAAAUAUUAAAUGUGCCAGAAACAAAAAAAAGUCUUCCAAAUGCCAUACUGCAGUUACCUGUGGUAGUAUUGGCACAUUUGCUAUAAAAUAUUUUCAUUGAUUACAAAAUAGUUCAGAAGCCUAGGGCAAGAUAACUGCAGUCCUGUCCUCUGUUUUUCUUGUACUAAAAUUAUAGAGAAACUGAACUUUUGGUAGUCCAAUAAAUUAGUUGUUUGUACUAAUCAAGAAUUGAACUAGCCUAGCAUAAGGUGGUUAGGAUAGUGUAACCUAAAAAAAUUGUAUUUAAUGUGGGUCUUAUUACAGGGUUAGUUACAAAACUUUAUUUAACUGACAUCAAAGUGACGAACAGCUUUCACUCAAAUCAACACUUUCAUGUAGUUCAGAGCAAUAUGCAGAGAUGCUAUGAUUACUGCUAUAUUAGGUGAGAGAAGUAAAUAUGUGGUACAUGUUUCCCACAUCCCCUAGUGAUGAUAAAAAAACUCUGUGGCAGGACUUAUCUGGGAUCACUGGAGAUUUCUGGUGUUUUCUGUAAUAAUUUGAUUUAUUGUUCAGAGACUGCAAACAGAAUAGGUGAGUGCAGAUGGCAUAAAUGCUUCCAACAAGCAGAAAAUGCACUAUCCCAUUAGUCCCCAGUGAGAAGCACCCCUGCACCCCAAUAUACUUUCAGCUCUUAACAAAGUGCUGUCAGAUAGGUUGUAAAUAGCUUAUUUAAGUGUUUAUACAUUUAUAAAACACUGAUUUAGCAAUAUUUAUUUAAUUGCAAAAGGGCGUCUAGAAACUCCAUUGUGGUGACCAUAACCUACGGUUAAGGCGCCAUUUGACUUUUAGCUUACAUAUCUGAGUUUCUAACACUGCUGGGAGGGGAAGGGUCUGCUUUGCCACCCAGGAAAGACACUGGUGAAGUAGCACCCAACAGGAUUGAACCCUGCUCAUCUGAUAAUAGGUAGAUGUGGUUUGAGGCAAGUGGCCUUGCUGGCCAAAUUGCAUCCCUGACAGACAAAGAUUUGGCCCAUGGGCCAGAGGUUCCCUACUAAAGUAGCUCUUUUUCAAUUCAAGGCUUAUAGUUACCUUUUAAAAUACUUUAAAGUAUAUUUAUUUUAUGCAAGUCCCUUUUAGUUCUUUUGAUUCAUUUUGCCUCACUAGCCCUGCUUUUUCUUGGGGAGAUUAUGGCAUGAAGUUACAUAUUUUCUCCUAAUUGUUUUUUUCUGUUUGUUUGGUGUAUGUCGCAUUUUCUGCUCACAUAGCUUAAAAUGAGAAAAGCCUGAAAAAUCCUAAUGGAGCAAUCAAACUAUGUUAGAUGGACAAGGGACCAUGCAGGCAGUAGUGGGGAUUAAAGAUUUCCCAGUCCCUCUGCCAAUUUUUUCAUGAGCAGCAUUUGGUUUCAUGGCAUUACUUGCACAGGGGUAAAAAAAAAUCUUUCUGAUUUUUAGGUACCUGAGGAACCAGGCACUCAGAAUACAGCGAUUUUAGUCCUUCCUUAAGUUCAUUUCUUAUGUUAACAAUCAUACCUGACGACGGAUAGUUUCAAUAAUAGAUUCAUGUAAUAGACAGUGGUCGCAGAAGUUCAAAUACAUAAGCCAUAUUGGGAUAGUUGUUCAAAUACAUAGAAGUUCAAAUACAUAAGCCAUAUUGGGAUAGUUGUGUGACUGAAUUUGAGCACAAUUUUCAGCGCUUGAAAAUGUCGUUGAAAAUAUUUGCUUUCCCAUGUUAAAAUGUAUGCACAACUUUAAAAGCAAGUAAUCUGAUGCUCUUGGGGGUCUAAUAUGAGAAUGUGUAUUGCCUGCUUUUAUUCCACAGUGCUAAACAAACAUAACUGGAAGGAAGUUGCACACAGUAAUGGAACUUGCUUUAAAAGAAGUACAGUUGGGAUGAAAACUUUUGUUGAAGUGAGCACUUAUAAAAUGGCAUUCUAAGCACAAAAACAAAACCCAACAACCCCACCUCCAAAUUAUUUAAGAGCCCUGGGAAUUGUAGGUUGUAGUCAUUGUAGUGAAGUGGAUAGAGUAUCUGACCAGGAGCUGGAAGAGCAGGGUUCAAAUCCCCACUCAGUCAUGAGGCUCACUGACCUUAGGCCACUUAAUGCCUCUCAGACUAAUGUACCUCACAGGGUUGUUGUGGGGUUUGUAUGAAGAGGGGGACAACAACAUAAUCACCUUGAGCUCCUUGGAGAAGAAAAGGUGGCCUUUAAAUGAAGUUUUAAAAACAGCAAAGCUGCCUGAGGGUUAUUUUCAGACCAUUGUAGCACUGUUUUUCAUGAUUUCUUGCUGCUGUAAAAAUGAAGUUACAGUUGUUGAAUCUGUGAAUCCUGUGCAUUUAACUGAACAUAAUCUGUCUAACACCAGAAACCACUUGGGCUCACUUGUCUCUUGAAAUCUAUCCAUUUUUUAAAAUUAUUAUUAGUAGCUAGUCAUUUUAAUGAUCUGUACUGCUUUUAAUAUAAGGGAUGCGGGUGGCGCUGUGGGUUAAACCACAGAGCCUAGGACUUGCUGAUCAGAAGGUCGGUUCGAAUCCCCGCGACGGGGUGAGCUCCCGUUGCUUGGUCCCUGCUCCUGCCAACCUAGCAGUUCGAAAGCACGUCAAAGUGCAAGUAGAUAAAUAGGUACUGCUCCGGCGGGAAGGUAAACGGCAUUUCCGUGCGCUGCUCUGGUUCGCCAGAAGCGGCUUAGUCAUGCUGGCCACACGACCCAGAAGCUGUACGCCGGCUCCCUUGGCCAAUAAAGCGAGAUGAGCGCCGCAACCCCAGAGACGGUCACGACUGGACCUAAUGGUCAGGGGUCCCUUUACCUUACUGCUUUUAAUUGCUUUUAUUUUACUAUUCACAGUCCUGAUACCUUAUGAGAAGGUGGUAUAUAAAUAAAUAAAGAAAGAAAGAAAGAAAGAAAGAAAGAAAGGUGUGGGGAGAAUUCUAAGCUCUUGGAGAAUGCUUUUCUGCUAGCUCUUAUGGUUUUGAUACAUAGAUGGCAUAAUUCAGAGUUUCUUGUUGACCUUAAGAGGUUGUGGUUCAUGCUGGGCCCAAGCUGUUUAGGACUUUAGAAGUCCUAACUAGCUCUUUGAAUUGGGUCCCUGUGCUCUCUAUUAUCUGUUAAGUCAGUUUGUUUAUCAUUCUAGCUGUGAUGCAAGGCGAAGUAAAUACUUCUUGCAUCAUGUAAGCCACUAGAUUAGACUAAUAGCAUUAAUGUAAACACUCUUGGCCCAAGUACUGAGAAUUUCAUGUUACAUUUCAAGAACUUUUCACAGAAAAUGUAUUUAUUUUAGGAAAGGAGCAUUCCAGAAAAUACAUGCAAUAUUUAAAUGGGUUCUCUUAUUCAUAAAUCUAGUUUAAUCUUCUUCUUUUUUGUUCACUUAGAAUACCAAUGCACUUGUAUAACAAUAUGGGGCCCUUAUUGCAUCUUAAGUUUUGAAGUGAACUAGAAUAGACUUUUAAGAUUCAUCUUGGGAUUCCUGAAAAGGCAUCAUACCUUUAAAUGAAGAACUGAAAUAACUAUUUUACAUUUUUAAUUAAGGUGCCUUUGAGAAUUUUUUAAUAACCCAACCACAGUCUUCAGUGGAGAAGUUGGUGAGAGACCGCAGAUUAGCAUGAUUGGUGUCAAAUCUGCAUCAUGCUUGAUAUUGUAAAGAUAUGUUAUAUCCAGUCAUGGCUUUUUCGAUAGGUGUCAUCUGUGUCGUAUUCCAUACUUUUUCAAAGGUGCAGUAGUUUUUCUAGGUGUGGGUGGGCUUAAGUGGGUAGGACGGAUUGGUGAAAAUUGGGUGCUCCACUUUGAAGAUGUGUUUCCCAGGUCUAGGGUUGCAAUAUUUUGAAGAGCAAAAAAGAGGACAUAUUUGCCGACUUCUACUUUUAACUAUGGAUCACUAAAAUGAAAAAGAGGACGUGUCCUGGAAAAAGAGGACAUAUGGCCACCAUUAGAUACUAUCCAAGAUGGAUGCAAAUACAGUGGUACCUCGGGUUAAGAACUUAAUUCAUUCCGGAGGUCUGUUCUUAACCUGAAACUAUUCUUAACCUGAGACACCACUUUAGCUAAUGGGGCCUCCCGCUGCCAUCGCCCCGCCACCGCACGAUUUCUGUUCUCAUCCUGAAGCAAAGUUCUUAACCCGAGGUACUAUUUCUGGGUUAGCAGAGUCUGUAACCUGAGGCGUCUGUAACCCGAGGUACCACUGUAAGGUGUGUGCCACUGAUAGGCAAGGAAAGAGUCCCCACCCACCUCCCCAGUCCUGACUGUAUACCGUAUCUAGGCCCAAACUUCUGCCUGCAUCUGUACAGCUACAUGUACCUUUGGCUCAAUAGGCUAGUGGUAUAACCAAUCAAACAGUGCUUUUGGGAUCUAAAUAGGCAUUGCAGUGUACACUAGAAAAAGUCUGUCUUGUACUCUGAACAUGAUUUAUAGCAAGCUUUCCAAAAAGGUCGGACACUUCUGUGCUAUAAAUUGCUAGCAGUCUGUUGGAGUUUGAAGGUUCUUUGCAAUGGCUGUAGUCCUGCAAGCACUGCUAUAGCCACCAUGCAGGUGUAACUCACUAACAGCAUCAAGCUUAUUUUGUACUUUGUAUAGGCAGGGCUUGAAAAUGUUGCCUUUGCCCAAGCCUAUGCAGGCAGAGCAUUGCUGCAUCCAGAGAAAAUGCAGCAACACUACUGUGACAUAAGUCACAGAAGGAAUAGCAUGUCCUGCCCUGGCACUGUUGUGUCAUUUCCCCUGGGGUAGGAUAAUGGUGUCUACAUUGCUCUGUUUUCCCACCCCGUCUCGUCUCCUCCACCCAGAGCUUGUCCUCACAUGCAGGGGAAGUAUCUAACUCACCAAGGGUUUGAAACCCAUCUGCUAAGUAUUGCCCUAUGUAUUUGAAUAUUAUGAUAUAACUUUCCUUUUUGAUCUAAUGCAUGUACUGAAAACUGGAACUUGAUGCGAAGUUUCCUGACUGAUAGGAGUUCAAGAAAACCCAUAAUUAUCUCUCCUGAGGCUUUUGUGUUUGUGUAAUACAAAAAUAACUAAACUACAGUGGUUCAUUAACACAUUUCAUUACUGGGUUAGUGUUUUGAAAGGAAAAUUGGUAGGAUAUAUAGUCUUAAAUAAGACAUGCAUUAAAAUUUAAGAGUUGCAACAAUCCAUACCCAUUGUAGUCAGAUCUGUCUUGGUCUAUUAUUAUACAGACUUCUGGAUAGUAGGCGGAUUGAAAAGAAAUCAUUGCUAUUUUGGCAAAUAUUUCUUACUUAUUUUCUCCAUUUCACUUACAAUGUGUUGAUAUAUAAGUCAAAUACAUUUGGACUAGGUUUAAAAUAUUGGCUUAACUUCCAUUUAAGAGUGGGGGGAAGCACUUAAGAUUGUUUUUAUUUAAUGGUAGGUAUACAUGGAUGUAGCCUGGGGGCAGCCCCCCCAUCAAGUAAAACAAUAGAAAUACUUAACUAAUAGUCCAGUCAUGUUAGUUCUGCCCCCCAACAAAGUCCUGACCCCCCAAAUCCUGGCUGCACCCAUGGUGUUAUUUUCAUUUUGUUAAAUAAAAAAAUUUUUUUAAAGCCUGCACAUGAGAGAGUGUGCCAGUGUGUAUUAGUGAGUGGAUACUUGCAUUUCCUAGUUCCAUCUUUUUGAACUUCCUUGGUUGUGUUUUGAUAGAGUUAAGGUAGUUACAUGUAGUUGUUUUUAUUUUAUUUAUUUAACAAAAUGUAUCUACCACUUGAAUAUUAUGAAACCUCUAAGUGCUUUAAAGUAACUAUUGUUUUUUUUCAAUUAUAAGAAGCCCAAGAAGCCCUACAUAAAGAAUGCAUUGCAGUAAUCCAAUCUUGAAGUCACCAGUGCCUGAACUACUAUGGCCAAGCUCUCCCAGCCCAGGAAUGAUCAUAGCUGUAAUACCAGGUGUAGCUAGUUAAAGGCACUUCUAGCCUCUGAGGCAACCCAGACUUCCAGUGACAAAGCUGGAUUAAGAAGCCCUCCAAACCCUCCAUCAGGCGGUGUGCAAUUCUGCCUAGAACAAGCAGUUGACAAAUUUCUUGGACACAGGAACCAUGUUUUCCAAUUUGUCAAGAUUAAAGCCCAGUUUAUUGUCCCUCAUACUUGGUUCACUUUUUAAAUACCUAAGAGGUGAAAAAAUAUACAAACAGUCACAAUUUUAAAUUAUCCCAAAAGAACAAGAUAAUCAAAACUCCUAAUAUAGAAACAUUAUGACAACUAUUGAGCUCUUUGAUGUAGAAGAUUAAAUUGAAUUAUUUAUAUAAUGAUACAUUGUGUCUGCAAUCCCAAUGCCACUUAUCUGGGAGUAAGCUGCAUUAAAUUCAGAAGGACUUACAUUUAUUAUUAUUAUUAUUAGUAGUAGUAGUAGUAGUAGUAAAAUUUGUAUUACCGCCCUUCAUCCAUAGAUCUCAAGGCAAUUCACAACAUAAAAAUACGAGAUAAAAAACACAAAAUAAAGAACAAAAACAAACCUUGUCUUGUGUGGGGAAAGCCUGCAGGAGACUUUUGCUCACAUUUGCUUGAACACAAGCAACCUGUAAGGCCUUGUGGUGGCAGCCUGCAAGGCCAUGUCACAGCGGGAGGCAGAUGCAGCAGCGGCCUGCAAGGUCAUGUUGUUGCGGAAGAAGUGGUGCCAGCCUGGCACUAGUGGCACAAUAACCAGCAGCCUGUGAGGCCUUGCCCAGCAGGAGGAGGAGGAGGCCUGUGAGGUCAUGUUGCUGUGGCAGCAGAAGCAGCGGCAAGAAGUGGCAGCAGAAGCAGCAGCCUGCAAGACCUUGUGGUAGCAACGGGAGGUGACGGCGGUGGUCAGGCGGUGACAGAAUCAACACUGCCAUGGCAAUUCAGUAGUAGCGGUGGCAGCUUAUGAGGCCUUGUGUCAGGGGCACAAAAGUGGCGGUUUGCAAAGCUUCUCAGUGGUGAGAAACGGCAGUGGCCUUAAAGGCCUCACCAAGGCAGGCGGCUUCUGCUGCCACCUCCCACCUCAGUGACAUGGCCUCACAGACUGCUUCUGCCAUCACAUCCCAUCAGCACCAUGAGGCCUUGCAGGCCAACCCCAACUUCUGCCACAUCAUGCUGCCACAACAUGGCCUCGCAAGUCGCCUCCAUUGCUGCUGCUGCCUCCCACUGCCAUGAGGCCUCGCAAGUUCCUGAUUAUUGUACCACUGCUGCCAGGCUGCCACUGCUUCUACCACCACUUCCCGUUGCCACGGCAAGGCCUUGCAUGCCACCACAACUUCUGUCGCCACCUCCCACUGCCAUGAUAUGGCCUCACAGGCUGCUGCCACCUCUGCCACCGGCUCCCUGAGGCCCUGCAGGCCACUUCUGCAACAAGUAGUAGCAGUUGCCAGGACGUUACCCUGUUCGCCUUUGCAUAGUUCCAUCCUUAUUUUAACAUCACAAUAUAUUGGUAUAUCACAAUUUUUAGCUAGUGAUAUAUCACAAUUUUGAAAACCAUAUAUCCUCUAGUCCUAAUCAUUAGAAGCAAAGAAGAAAAGCAUCUCUGCCCACUUUAUCUACACCGUGCAUCGUUUUAUACAUCUCUAACAUACACCCCACUUUUUUUCCUGAAGCUCAGUAUCUCAAAACAUAAAAUUUCCUUGUACUGUAAAUGAGUUGCUCCAGUCCCCUGAUCAUUUUAGUUGCCAUUUUUCACACGCAGAAGUCCUUCAUUAUCUUGCCCAGCUUCUCGAAAUAGGUGAUCAGAACGGUAAAUGGCAGCACAAUUUGGGAGCUAGGCAGACACAGUGAGCAGUAUGGAGGCAUCAAGGAGGAAAUGGCACUUAAAGCUUUAUUGCCUUAAAAGGAGAGGGAGUGUGGCUAUCCUGAUCAUUAGCUGGUUGCUGGGAGCCCUCAGCCCCCUUUUAAACUAUGUAAAGAGCUCUCUAGCAAUUUGUAACAAGGCCUGAAGUGGCCUGCUAGCCAGAAAUGUGCUUCUAGCCCCUCAAAUCCUCACCAUGCUGCACUUGAGCUUGCAAGACAAUUAACACAUUUGUUAGCUGUUUGCCAAUUUUCUUAUGACUUAAUUAGUUGAUCAUAUACAUUCCUUAAAGUGUUUAACAAGGCAGGAGUAUAGGCAUAUAGAUGAACCUGUUGAGCUUGGAGUGGUUUCUUCCAUGUGUCAUUGCUGUGCAGCAUUGUGGUCAGUACCAUCCCUGGCAUUUUGUGCAUAGUAAUUGUCCUCUGUUGACUGCAUGGUCUGUGUCUCCAGGCUGCAGGCACUAUCCUCCCUUUCCUUGGUACAGAAUUUGGGUUAAGGCUAGACACUGGAAUUUUGUCAGCAGAAGUUCCUCAGUUUAGGCUCAUUCCUCUAUUGGCAUCUGUAAAAUCUCUGUGGAGUUUCCUGCUCAUGCUAUCCCAGUUUUUUAAAAAUACUCAGGGUGUAGAUAAAGACCUUUUAUGGGAAGGUGCAUAGUUCAGUGAUAGAGCACAUGCUUUGCAUGCAAAAUGCCUAGGGUUCACUUCCUGGCAUCUUAGUAGGGCUGGGAAAGAUUCCUGCAUCAAACUGGAGAGUUCUGCCAAGCAGUGUGUAGACAAUAUUGAGUUAGGUAGACUACUAGUAUGAUUUGGUAGACGUCAAGAUUCCUUUGUUUCAAAACAUCAGCUGUGCAAAUUACCAACAUUCUUAAGAGUUAAAGGGGCAGAUCCAAAUCAGAUACGUAGUAAACUGUUUUACUAGAUGGUUCAAGUCCAUUGUUUUGACUCUGUCUACCAGCCUGUCAAGUUUGACUCAUUCACUCGAAUUUUGCUCCAUAUUAAUCCUGCUGUGCAGGAAGGACAGUAAUUCAGCUGCUUUUGGAGACAGCUUAAUCGCUGGAGAGGAAGGGGCUGGGGUGGAUGGGCCGGCGCUCGUUUGCCUUCGGCCUCGAGAGCGUCUUCCGGGCGAGCAGUGACCAGGAUCGUCCCUUCGUAGCGAAGGAAGGACCAAGCCGCCUUUUCCCGGCGCGACCUUUGCUGCGCUAAGCAGUCUCCCUUGGCGGAUGCUUGCGAUAGCUGGCUGCAAACGGAGCCCGGCUGAUCAUGUGAGGCAGAUCUGCCCGCCCAGCCUCCUUCCCUCCCUGGGCCCAAGCAGGAUACCGCCUCCUCGUUCUCACUGGCUUUAGGAGGAGCUGGCGGAGAGUGAGCUCAGGCUUUCUUCGGCGACCAAUAGCUUUGCCACACGAGGCUUCGGACUGAACUCGGGAGUUGCUGCUUCUGCUUUUGGAUGUGACCGUGCGCCUCCCUCUUGGGUUUGGGCGCAGUUGUUUCCAGUUCAGAUUCGCGGGGGCUCCGGAGAUCGCGCAAGAAAAGGAGUUGGGUGGGGGUCGAAAUUCGGGUCUCCAUCUUAGGAGGCUUCCUAAUCAAAGUGGAUCUAAUUGGUGAGACUUUCUGCAGCUUCUUCACACUAGCACGUCUUUCACUUUGGAUUACUUCGGAAACUUUCAUUAAAGGAACGCCCUUCCCUUGUUCAGGGAGCUGCCUGCCUCGCAUGGAUUUGUGCCCCCUUCUGGGUAUUGUUUUCGCGCCGGCUGUCUCUAAGCCUUGGCGUUUCCAGGAGGGGCCUCUGUUGUGGAUUGUUUUUGUUUCUAUGGAGAAACGCAAUGAGCUGUUCUACUCCUCAUGACGGGGAAAUCCGCCUUCAGUUUUUUAUACGCAUGGAAAGGAGUCCUUGAUACAUGCCUGCCAGGAAAUAAAACCAGCAAAAGAAAAGGUAGCAUUUCUUACACUGGCAUUGUUAGGCGCUGGACCUCAGUGAGAUUUGUGAAAGCCAGGAGUUGCUUGGGAUAUCGCAAAUGGUCAAUUUUCCUUGUUUGGCACUGUAUCAUAAACAUCUUUAGCUUUUCACUUGAUGAGUACACUAGUUGAUCCUGUAAUCUUUUUAAAGAGUUAUCAGAAAUAGAUUUGUUGUCCAUGUUUUAUUUUUCUUUACAUUCACUACACGUUUGGAAUGUAGCUCCCCUUCCCCCUCAAAAUCCAACUACUACUGGGGGGAAACAUACUGUAAAAAUGCUCAUCAUAUAAUUCAUGCAGGUGUUUGCCCUCUUUUCAUUACCAAGGCACCUGUUAAGGAAAUCAGAUUUGGAGGCUGGAUUUGAAUGCAUUUUCCUUCUUGAACCCCUACCAAGUUUUGAUCCAACAUUCAAAUGCGUCUGUUUACUCAGCAUGAUCAAAAUAUUUUGGGGAAACAAGGUACGGAAUUUUAGUUUGUUUGCCUGCACCUGAACUUUUUAUAGAGUUUUUCCUUUCAGCUGGAGCAGACAUUGUAGAAAUACUUUGCACAGUGGAAUUUGGGGGUGUACUAGUGAGAAGUUGGGCUCCUCAUGUGAUAAUCUGAUUCUGACAUGGAUUUUUGUAUUGUGGGUAUCAAGACACAAUAUGAAACUUUGGUGCAAUCAAAGAGCCACAUAAAAUUUAUGGAUGUUAGAGAUUGUUGCAGAAUUGGGCGGGAUCUGGCAGGCUCCAUGAUGGUGGGACAGGAUUCAGCACUUAGCCACACGUGUGUGUGUGUGUGUGUGUGUGGUGUGUGCAAAACAUACUUAGUGACUCACAGGCUACCCUGGAUUUCCUUUGUUGUGUAGAGAUCCACUUUCUACCCCAAGCACCCCAGGCUGUUGCAUAUAUGUCCACUUCAUAUUUAUCUGUGGUGUUCCUGAAGAUUUGUGUAAAGGUUUAUGUGGGUGAAAAAGACCUUGGUUGUAACUUCAGCUGUAAUUAGUUGGUGUGAACACUGCUCACUUUAAUUUUUAUUCUAUGGAAUUACUGUAGCAGAACAAUUAACAUGGCUUUAAAAAAUAGACAUAAUGAGAGUCAAUUUGAAUGUCUUUUUCCUCUUGUACUAUUUGCCCUGUGUUAAUAAAGGAGAUGGUGACAAAGUAAAAUAGGUUUUAUUUACUUCCUUGAAUCACAAUAUAGUGUCCAAGCCUGCAGCCAGAACUUUGUCAAGAGCGAGGGCUAUCGUUCCAAGCUGGUGCUGAUGAAAAUAGCUAUCACUACUACUUUUUCUUUUACUUUUUUAAACAGCAGCCUUGUGCAUUGUAGUAGAGUAGCAGAGGUGAAUAAAACUCUCAGAUGGCUAUAAAAAAGUACAGCAACCUCCAACAUCUGGUUGUGUUCCCUUGGUGACUUCAGGAUUAACUAUUUCACUGCAGAAGCAUCUGUACACACAGUUCUGUUGCAGUUUUGUUUAUGUUGUUCUUUCCCUCCCUCCUCUACUCCAUUUUCUUCUGGUUGCUCACUACUUCACCCUGCAAAAAUGUGGUGUUUACUAUGCAAGCCCUUGUAAUGCAAAGGAGGCAUAUGUACUUAGAAAAUACAUGACUGAUGGUCAGUAGCUUCAACACUUUAAUUCUGGUCUCACAGGGAUGCUUACAACUAAUUCAGAUUUAACACCAAAUUAUCUGUAGUAAAGUGUGGACACUGUGAUGGGCUAGCUCUGGCUGUCAAACAGUGAUAAGGUAUUCUUGUGAGCACAGCUGUAGUUUAAAAAAUGGGUCAUUAAGGGGUGGGUGUGUUUUUUUAAAUCAAGCUUUUAGAUCUUAACAAGUGACAACUCAGACGUAGGUACAGUAUACCCAGUAGAAAUUGAGAAAGGUGCAUCAAGGUCUAAUACUUUAUGACCGAACUGUUAGUUCUUUGGUUCUUCGAGAACAAAGGAGACAGGCUCUAUUGAUUGAAUUGCAGUACAUUUGGUGCUACUCAAAGAGAUAAUUUGAAUCUUUCAGGCUUUUAUUUUUUUUGUGACAAAAUUCAUACGAUUAGAGUUUUGUUUGGGGUUUACAGAUGUCUUAUGAAACAUAUAACAAGUCAAAACAAAUUCUCAUAUUAACUUAAAUUGGAGGUAAAGUUUGCACAGUACACUUGGUAAAACCAGCAGUUUCAGUUAGAUCUUGCCUAGUAGUCGGAGCAUUAUGGUGUUGACUUCAGUGUUCACAGAACAAGGCCGCUUCUCUUCUAGCAAACCCUGCCAAAAAGGAGAGAUGAGACAUUCUGAGUAACUGUAAGCAAAAACUCGUAAACCUUUUGUACUAAUAUAUUCAGUAUAAACUACAGGUGUUUUUGGUGUUCUCUUGUGAGGGACCACCCAGAUGCAACAUUCUGAACUGGCAUAGGGUAAAUUUUGAUUAUUUUUUGAGGUUGUGGGUUUUAAAAAAAUUAAAAAUGAGUUGUCCAUGUUAAUAUUAUAGGCUCCUGUCUUGUUGAUUGAUUUUAUGUAUCAAAUAAUUUCAAGCAAAAUAUCAUACAUUUUGUCCUAAAUCCCAGGAUACGUUGCAACAAUGAAUACAUAAAACAAUCAACCAUGGAAAAAAAGAAAAAGUAAACUGUACAUAAAAUAGUAUUAUGAUUAUAUAUUUAUAUAAUUAUAUAUGAUUAUAUAUAUUAUGAUUAUACUUGUCACUUUUUGCAACGCAGCUUGCAGUACAAGAACAAACAUUAAAACCAAACAGAAGAAUAAGACUAAAACAAGAACCUAAAAUGUUCAUUCAUAAAAAUAUAUAAAAAGGACAUAUCCAACCUACCCCACUAAAAGGAUGAGCACAAAAGUAGGCUAAAAACAACAACCACCUUCCAAUUUAAGAGUCAGAAGCCUGGGCAAAUAAAAACAAUGUGAUAGUUCCAGGCAUAACCCCCUGGGGAGAGCAUUUUACAAGUGCAGAGUCUCCACUGAAAAGGCCCAUUCUUUGUAUCUUCACUCUGCAUCUCCUUUAGAGGGACACAUAGUGAAAGGUGAUGGAAUGCGGGGUCCAGGUGAGUUCGUGUGUAUAGAGGUGGUCAUUGAGGUAUUGGGGUACUGCACUGCCUAAGGCUUUAUAGGUCAAAACCAGAGUUAAACUUGGCCACCAGUGCAGUUGUGCCAAAAUUGAUGUUAUGCUCAAACUGUCCUGCAAUUUGGCAGCUGAAUUUUGCCUAGCUGUGGUUUCCAAAUCAUUUUCGAGGGAACUCAACCACACAACACAUUACACUAAUCCAGGGGUCAGCAAUUUUUUUCUGCAGGGAGUCGGUCCACUGUCCCUCAGACCUUGUGGGGGGCCGGACUAUAUUUUGGGAAGCUCCUCUCCACUGACUCUCCCCUCCCUUCUCUACAGCACUGGAUGAGCCCCAGUGGCUGCUUACCUAUGCCUUGCAAGCGGCAGGGGCUGGUGGCAGGACAAUGAGUGCCGCGAAAGGGCUGGCUCCGGAGAGGGGCUGCGUAAAAUGAUGUUCAGCCAACCAUGGCUCAACAAAACCCAGCCCCCUUUCUCCUCUAGGGAGGGGGGGAGAAGCUAGGAGGAGGGAGGGAGGAGGUGCCUCCAUGGUGUGUGUGAGGGGAGGGAAUGGCGCAGCCUGAACAAUCAGAAUCCCCACGCCGAUCCACGUGGCAAUUCCAGGACCGUCCAUGGGCCAGAUCCAGAAGACAGUUGGGCCGGAUCCGGCCUCCAGGCCUUAGUUUUGCUGACUCAUGCACUAAUCUAACCUAGAAGUUACCAAAGUGUAUGCAAAACAAGUUAGUCUAUCUGGCCAGAGAGGGGCGUAGAUAGUUUGCACCACUGAGGCCACUUGUACCUCAAGCUACGUUACUGGAGCCAGAAAUACCCAUGAGCUACAUGCCUCCUUCACUGAGAGUGUAUCCCUACCCAGAUCAGGCCAAGCCCCACCCAUGCAAUCUGGGAACAGUCUGUCAGUAUUAGCAGGUUCUGGGUCCUUGUUGGAUAUUGUAAUUUUACUCAUAUUAAAAUGUUGUGAGAGUUGGCCCAUAGGAAAACUAGUUGAUUUCUCUGGUUUUCCAGGAAUGAGUUCCAUAGAUAACUGAAGGCUCUGAUUGGGCCUGUAAGAUAGUUGGGACAACCUGGUAUUUGUCAGUGGAUAUAUUUAUUGCAUUGCAGAUUAAUUUGGUAAAAACUGAAGCAAUGUGCUUAUGUUUAAAUGUUCAUUCAGAGUUGAAUGUGAAUUGUUCAGUGGUGUAUUGAAAUGUGUGAGAUAGCUGAGCUUGCCUGUUCUGGUGCUCAGCUUCUAAGCAUAUGUGUAGUGGUAAUUACCUUGCAAGGCUUACAAGAUGGGAAGAUGGGGAUGCCGAAAUGAACAUUUGACUCUUCCCACAUUGGAUUAUCUACAUGUGUGGGCUGUCAGGUGAUUUAAAGGUUUAAAAUGGUUUGGUCAUAAAUUGUAAUCUGUUGGUUACACCUGUGUACAAAUAAAUUAUUCUGAAGGAAAUGGUCUUUUGUUUUUAGAUGCGUACAUGUGUCACAGGGGGCAGCAUAUGGAAAGAGACAUUCCUUACUGUCUGAGAUAGAAGAAAUGUCUGUUCCAAUAUGAUGUUUUUGUAAGCAAAAAUAAUUAGCUCAGUGUGCCUAUAUGCAUGUGUACACGGAAGUAAGGCCCACUGUGUUAAUGGGAAUUACUCCCUACAAAGUGUGAUUAGAUUCUUGAAAGAAUCUGCCUAUCAAUUAAUUGGUGGCAUAUUUUUAUUCAAAAUAUUUUAAUUGCUUGAUCCAUACCAUUAAUUGAUUUAAAUACUUGCAGUUCUAUGUUCACUAAAAAUGCACCAUAAGCUGCUCAGUUCCCAGUGAACCUUUUAGCAGGCUAUUAAGGUUAGCUAUAGUCUCUAAGGUAUGUAAUAGCAUUGCAACCACACACAAAAAAUGUAGCCAGAUGGUUAGAGACUUUGUGAAAAUAUUUUGACUAAUGUGAAAAACCAAUUGUAAGCUAUUACCAUGCUUGAAGUGUGAAUAGUACAAAACGUUUCUAUUUUAGUCUGCUUAUUUUUUUUAAAAAAAGAUGUUGCUCUCCUAUCUUUAAAACAACACUAUAUGCAAAGUAUGUGUCGAUACAUACACCAGGAAUUUUGUCAUUCUUUUUCCUUGUAACGUUACUGCUUGUCUUUAAGUGAGGUAGAGAUUUCUGUGCUGCAAAUGGCUAAGCAAAAUUGCUAAUUGCUGCCCAGAGUACAUUGAGUAAGAACUUUGAAUGUAUCAAGGAUAAGGUUUCCUGAAUAGCACAAAACUUAACUAGAGAAGCUGUUAUGUUUUUAAGUAGACACUAAUUAGUCUGAUUUUUGAGAUGGUGGAAAGAAUCACCUCAUCUCUGAGAUCAUUAGCAGUUGCCCACUGUUGCAUGCCUCAGGGAUUUUUCUUUGUGGGGUAAAUAUAUGCAGUAAAACAAACCAGCUUACUGGUCACUUACAGGUUUUGCUUGCAGUUGUUACAACAGAAGGAUUGUGACUGCAGUCCUGUGUUUUUAUACAUUGUUCAGGGUGUGGCUACAAUCGCAGGUUUGAUGUAUCCUACAUGUAGAGAAGCUCUCUUGGCAUUUGAGUUUCAGGAGCAUUUUAACUCUGAGAUACUACUUACUCAAACAGACUGUGUUACUCCAUACAAAACCAGCACCUGAAAGUCUGUACUACUUCUUAACGCCAUAUGACUAGUUGCUAUAUAAGACUUUUUAAUACCCUGUUUAAACUUCAUUGGUACUUUGGCUGUAGCCCAGACACAGUUAAACACACUUAACUUCCACUGCUUCCACUGAGACCUAGACGCAGACAUGAGCAUGAACUUGAUGGUGGCUUUUAUGUUUUAAUGCAGAUCACAUCAGGUUCUGUUUUCAGACAUUGUGAAAUGUGGUAGUAUUUAGCAUUUAUUGGGUCCCCUGGUGAAAUUAAUUUCAGGGGAGACAAAGGAAAACACUUUUCACACAACAAAUUAAUGUAUGGCAUUCCCAACCACAAGAUGUGGUGUUGACCAUGGCUUAGAUGGCUGUUAAAAAAUAGAUUAAAAUUCAUUUACCCUAAACCACCUUAUUAGGUGCUCUAAUUAAGCAGUAUUCCUUUACAACUAUCUCAUCCAUUUCUUUAGUUACAAAUUAUUAAUAAAUGUGGUUAAAAUACAUAUUCCAAUAUAUUAUAUAUUGAUUGCAAUUCAAGUAACAUGUGUUGGUAUUAUUAUUAUUAUUAUUAAUUGAAUUUAUAUACUGCCCUAUACCUGAAAGUCUUAGCAAAACCUCCCCAACAUCCAUUCUCUUAGAUGGCUUUGAAAAAGGAUUGGAAAAUUUAAUGGAGAAUUGGUCUAGCUAAGUGGAGCUUCUAUAAUCAGAGGCAGUAUCGCUGUAAAUACCAAGUUUCUGGGGAAGUUGGCAUAUAGGAUGGGUUGCUGUCUUCAUGCUGUGCUUGUUACCCUUCUGGAAGCUGUGAGAAAUAAAUGCUGGACUGGAUGGACCUACAAGCCCUGUUGGAUUAGACCAAGCUUUCCUAAACUUGGAUCUCCAGCAGCUGUUGGACUACAACUUCCAUCAUCCCUAGCUAACAGGACCAGUAGUCAGGGAUGAUGGCCUGUAGUCCAGAAACCGCUGGAGAACUAAGUUUGGGAAACCCUGGAUUAGACCAUUUUUACAUUUAGUAAAUGUGUCAGAUUCUCCCCCCCCCCCCAAAAAAAUAGGCUUGAUUGUUUUCUUUUGAAAGAGGGGGCUUUACAAAUGUGCUCAUUUUGUUUUGCUUUCUUACAGAAAUGAGUCGUCAAACUGCUACAGCGCUUCCCACGGGUACCUCCAAGUGCACACCAUCACAGAGGGUGCCUGCAUUGACUGGCACCACCGCUUCCAACAAUGACUUGGCUAGUCUCUUUGAGUGUCCUGUCUGUUUUGACUAUGUACUGCCACCUAUUCUGCAGUGCCAAAGUGGCCAUCUUGUUUGUAGCAACUGUCGUCCCAAGCUCACAUGCUGUCCGACCUGCCGAGGCCCACUGGGUUCAAUUCGUAACUUGGCUAUGGAAAAGGUUGCCAACUCUGUACUGUUUCCUUGUAAAUAUGCCUCCUCUGGCUGCGAAAUCACUUUGCCCCACACUGAAAAAGCAGACCACGAAGAGCUUUGUGAAUUCAGGCCUUAUUCGUGCCCAUGUCCUGGUGCUUCUUGUAAGUGGCAAGGCUCUCUAGAUGCUGUCAUGCCUCAUCUCAUGCACCAACAUAAGUCAAUAACGACACUACAGGGAGAAGAUAUAGUUUUCCUUGCUACAGACAUUAAUCUUCCUGGUGCCGUUGACUGGGUUAUGAUGCAGUCUUGUUUUGGCUUUCACUUCAUGCUUGUAUUGGAGAAACAGGAGAAAUACGAUGGUCACCAGCAGUUCUUUGCAAUUGUACAGCUGAUAGGAACACGGAAACAAGCUGAAAAUUUUGCUUAUCGACUUGAGCUAAAUGGUCAUAGGCGACGAUUGACUUGGGAAGCAACUCCUCGAUCAAUUCACGAAGGGAUUGCAACUGCCAUCAUGAACAGUGACUGUCUAGUCUUUGACACCAGCAUUGCACAGCUUUUUGCAGAGAACGGCAAUUUAGGCAUUAAUGUGACGAUUUCGAUGUGUUGAAACCGCGAUCUGACGUUUUCAGGCCAGUGUCUAAAAACAACCCACAGCAUUCAGUUUCAUAGAACAAAGGUAAACAUCUUUGACUGCCAGAUGUGAACAAUUUGGUAGGGAGAGGUUAGCAUAUAUGAAGGUAAAUUAAUAGGAAGGCUGUUAAAGUACAGGAAACAGUUGCAUGUAAUAACACUAAUAUAUUUAAAAUAAGUCAGCAGUAAACCACUGAAAAUAUAUAUAUAUGCGUGUAUGUGUAUAUAUAUAUAUAUUCUACCCAAAAUGGGCAUCUUUUUGUAUUAAGAACUGAUUGAAUGAAAUGUGUUGUAAAAUAAUUCUAAACUUGUUUGUAGAUUGAUUGUACGUUUGGAACAGAUACUGUUUUGUGUUUAAUUUGUAUUCUUUUCCUUUGACUGACAAGCCAUGCAAGGCGGUCCAGUCUCUGGCCGCUACUUCCCCCUAUUCUUCCUCCCCUCCCACUGCGUAAGUCACUACAUAGUAUUGCUGCUGUUCUUGUGUAAAUUUUCUGUGUAUUUGCUAAUUUUUAUUAACUUCUAGUUUUUCAUUAAAUAAAUGAUUUUUUUCUUUUAUGUAAUUCAGGUUUUUCCUUUUUCCUUUUUUUGACCCUUUGAGAUUAAUUACAGGUGUCCAUUUUCUGAUACUUAUAAUUACUUAUGGUAAAGUGUAUACUUCUGUAUGUUUGGUAUCAUUUUUAGGGGGGUGCAAUCCUGCCACUGGUUAUAUAGUACAGAUAAGUCCUGUGGACCUAUAUGGAACUUAAACCUGAGUAACUCUGCAAAGGAUUGAAGUCCUUAGUCUCUUUCCAGUAGUUCAUUCAAUGAUACUGUUGUUCAUUCAGCUAUUUUUGUGAACAUAACAGUGUCUAAAAAGGGGCAACAUUGAACUGAUUCCUAAAACGGCUUCUUUUAAAUUGUAGAUGCCAUUGUAUUUUGAGUUCAAGCAUAACUGCAGAUUUGUUUGAGAAUGUUCUAAUUUAAAAAAGUGGAAGGUCAGGCACAUUUUCAAAUGACUUUAGAGACCUUUAGACAUUUUGAAGUCAUUCUUGUAUUUAUUGGUUGUGCAGUACAAGAAGGCAUUGUCUAUACAGUAUUUGUAACUAUAAAUUACAGACCAUUUGUUUAAAUGAGGCAGUUGAAAUAAGCUGUUUUUGGUCUUUUUUAAAUUCUGUCAUUAAAAGAAUUCCUGGCAAACUGAAAACUCUUUUAAGUGAAUUUUUUGCCUUAACGGAAUAGAAGCUCACUUGAAUGCAACAUUGCUCAGAAUUCCUUGUUCCUUUGUCCAAGGAUAUGCUGCCUGUUCUUGCACAAGGGGAACACUGAUAGUGUUCCUAGCUCCUAGAGGAGUUCCCAGUGGUAGUGGUGGUGGUGGUAGUAGCAGCCAUUCUUUGACCUGACCUUUUUUCUGAAACAUUAAUGGUUGGGAUUUCUGGGAUUCAACAUGCAGGGCUUAAUGCUGCAUCUACUUUCCAGAAAUGUCAACCAAUGUGAUAUUUCUUUUGUGUUUACUUUUGUUUUGCCAAUGGGAUCUGUGCCAAGGCUCUCUUAAUUUUUGUACGGAUUACACAGAUGAACACUCUGCAUGUCUUAAAAGUUAUCCUGAGGGAAGUGCUUGUGAAAGAUUAAAAGUAAUCUAUAAGGAUUCCUUUAAUAGAAGGAGCAGGCAGGAAUCAAUGCAAGAAUGGGAAAUAUUCUAUCUUUUCAACAGCUGGAAUAGCACUGUGGUGGGAAGGGGGUCUAGGAAGCAGAAGGCUGCUGGAUGCAGAUGUGAGGCACAAAAAGAACCUCAUUUCACCAAGACCCACAAGGCAUGCUUCAGCACAAUGCAGCUAGGGAACUGGGAGGAGAGAGGGUUUGAAUACACUGUAUGAGGGGUACUUCUCCAGGUCUGCUGUGGCUGAAUCAGUCUUGUAACUAAGCUCAGGAGAGUUACUAGUCUGUCACAGGCUAGCAGAGGACGGCUGUAGAGCUUUCUGUGCUAGGUGAGGUGGCACUGGGAUUUCCUUUCUCUGGCAGCCCAAUGAUUUCUAUACUUUGUGUAGAGGAAGAAUGAAGCACUCUGUCCUGGUAAUCAGCCCAGUCACUCUCCCCCAUGCAAUUCCUUGGUUAUCAAAGUACUUAAAUAUGGCUGAUCCUGCCCAUUCCCCCCCCCCCCAACUGCUAUGUUAUAUGUAAAUAUUUAGUUGUAAUCUAGAAUUCAAUAGAUUGCAGUUUGCUUUAACAGGAUAUUGACUGUGCUACUAAUUAGUUUUGACUUCAAAGCAGGUAUGAAAUGAGCAGCUGCAUUAAGGUAAGUGCCAUUCAGCCUGUUGCUUAUUAAGCUUGCUUAAAAAUACUGUCUUCUACCUAAAAUACUCAAACCAGGAAAUCCAGGAUGCCCCAUCAUCUCAGGUAUUGGCACUAUUACUGUGGGUGUUACCGGUUAUAUGGACUCUGUUUUGAAACCAUAUGCCAUCAGUGCUCCCAGCUACAUAUGUGGCACCACAGAUUUUCUGAGGAAAAUACAAUCUUUGAAUAAUCUUCCUAACAAUACUAUACUAGCCACUAUGGAUGUGGAAUCUCUGUAUACCAACAUCCCACACAGCGAUGGUUUACAAGCUAUAAGGAACACCAUUUCAAAUAAAAUCACAGCAGACUUUGCUACCAAACUCUGCCAUUUGUCCUUACCCACAACAACUUCAAAUUUGGUGAUGACCUGUUCCUCCAGAUCAGCAGCACAGCACAGCAAUGGGCACCCACAUGGCCCCACAGUAUGCCAACAUCUUCAUGGCAGAUUUAGAACAAUGUUUCCUAAACUCCUACCCACUCAAACCUCUCUUGUACCUGCGAUACGUUGAUGAUUUUUAUUAUCUGGACACAUGGUCAACAGACCCUGGACACCUUCCACCAGACAUUCAAUGACUUUCACCCCACCAUCAACCUAACAAUGAACCAAUCUAUGCAAGAAAUACAUUUUUGGACACUACUAUAAAAAUACAGGAUGGGCGUAUAGAUACCACCUUAUACCGUAAACCAACUGACCGACAAACAUAUCUACAUGCUUCUAGCUACCAUACCAAACAUACCAAACAAUCCAUUGGCCCUACGUUACAGCCGCAUCUGUUCCAACUCUACAGACAGAGACAUUCACCUAAGAGAUCUACAGCAAACCUUUUUAGAACUAAAAUACCCACCUGAUGAAGUUAAACAACAGAUCAUCAGAGCCAGACUGAAACCAGUAGGAGAACACUUCAGUCUCCCAGGACAUUCUACACAAGAUCUCAAAGUAGCUGUCUUACUACAAAAGAAUUUCAGAAAUAGACUGGAAAGAGAAGUUGCUGAAUUGCAACUUAUUACCAAGCUUAAAACCAUGGAGAGACCUGGUCUGAAUAGAGACAUUGGAUUCUUAUCUCAUUAUACACGAUAAAGCUAUUUUUAGCCAUCUCACCCCUUGCUUUUUCCUGUAAGACCAGUUGCAGUUGUCAACAGGUUUACCACACCUAUCAGCCAAUCACCCAUUCCCACCAUCCUUCUGAGUAAUGCCCCUCCCCACCAUCUCACUAUAUAUCAGGGUUUGGUGACUUCUGUUUCAGUGUACCUGAAGUGUGCAUGCACACAAAAGCUCAUACCAAUAACAAACUUAGUUGGUCUCCAAGGUGCUACUGGAUGGAAGGAAUUUGUUUUGUUAAAAAUACUAGUCACUAUUGCUUGGUUCUGUCUCCGAUGGUGGAGGCAGUAUGUCUCUGAAUUCUAGUUGCUGGGAAUUUCAAAUGGGUAAAGCACUUGCAUUUUGGUCCUGCUUGUGGGCUUUCCACAGGCAUCUGGUUGGCUGCCGUGAGAACAAAGUACUGGACUAGUUGGGGCGUUGUCUUGAUCCAGCAGGGCUUUGCUCACUUUAAGGUGUAAUGUACACAUAAGCAAUCAAUGUAUUUGCAUAAAUACUUUUUUCUGAUUUUUUUUGUUUGGGGAGGGUCAUUUAACUCUGAAGCUUAGUUCUUAAUGUUUGCCCCUCUUUCCCCCUUAUAUUUAAGGAAGGGCAUUGAAACUGAGUAAGAAUUAUGCAGAUAUUUUAAGAUAACCUUGCUUUUGGACAGUGAUGCAUUUCAGGGCAUGAGUGAAAUGGCAUGCAAUUUGGAUGGCAUGCAUCUUGGCAGCUGUAUGUUUUCUGAGAAUCUGUGCCCUGCUGUUCUCUGUGACAUUGCAAAUAAACUUGGAGAGCACCUUGGAGCAUUGUGCAUACUGCAGCCAAUUAUGCUGGAUUUGUUUGUUUAUUUAAAGUAUUUCUAUUCCACCUUUCUCCCAAGUUGGGAUUCAAGGCGGCUUACAACAAUUUUAAAAACAUUUAAAAAUGUGGAGUAAUAAAAACAAUCUAGUUAAAAACAAUAGUUAAAAUACGGUAAAACACACUUAGAGCCAGUAUUAACAUACUGAUUGCCCUGAUAACAAGCAGCCCAGUAGUGAACAUAAACUGCACCUGGUUUUUAAAGCUCUGUCUAAAUAGGAAGUUCUUAACCUACUAACAGAGAUCUGGUCUAACCCCUUUUGGGAGGGAAUCCCACAAUAUAGGAAAAGGCUUGGCUCUCCUGUCACCACCAACUUUGAUGGGACCAAAAGAAGAUGCUUACCCACAGAUCUUAGCACCAGGGCAGGUUCAAAUAGAGAGAUAAUAAUCUUUCAGGUAACAUGGAUCCAAGCCAUAUAGGAUUUAGGUGUUGAACUGCUGCACUACUAACUGCAAAGGUGUUUUCUUUCAGUUACCUGAAUUAUCUGGUGUUCUGGGAAUGUUUGCAGACCCACUUGGCAGUAUAAAUAAGGUGACAUGUAUUUUUAAUAUGUAUAUCUCCCCUGUCCUCUGGGAUGGAACUCAAAGCAAUGAACAUGGAAGCUUUUCAGACCCUGCCCAGAUCUAAACUUGCUUAGCAUCAGCAAAUCAGUUGCACUAUGUGCCUUCAAACUAUGUGCCAAGUCAUAAUGAAGCUGCCCAGAGUCUGUCUAAGCUGCUAGUGUAUACCCUGAUCACCAGCAGCUCUCAGGUGGAUUUUUCUUUUCUGAAAAAAAUAGAAAAUCCAGAUCAAUUGGGGAGUAAUUCUAGUUGACAUGCACAGACAUUUUUUAUUUUUAAAAAUCUUUUUAAAUGGUCCAAGAUGAAUGCCACACGUUUGUUUAAUGAAACAGAAAGUAGCUGCUGAUUUGUUCUUGUUGCCCUGUGGCUUCUCACUCUCAUGCAGCUUGAAGUGAGAGCCAUUGCUGCAGCAUCAGAGGCAGACUACUUUUCCAGGUUUAUAAAAAUGGUUUUGAGGAGGCAAUGUUGUUACUGCCUU